AUGAUGGACCGCAGCUACGACGAGUUCUCGACAGAGCUGAGGAGCGUGCAUAUGCGCAAGUACGAACUGGAAAGGCAGGCUGAUUUGCUGAAUCAUCAGCUGAAGUCAUUAAAGCAAGUUAAUCACCAUACCGAAAAGCAGUUCAAAAACGCGCAGUUGGAACUUGACCUCUUGAGGCGAAGACAUGGAGAAUUGGAGAUUUAUGUAGCAAAUCUGAAGAACGAAAACUACACCCUUUCAGAAUCUGCUUUAAAGGCGGAAAAAGAGGUUUCGUCGCUGAAGGCUGAGUUGAAAGACGUUCGACAACAGUUUGAAAAGCUGAACCAACAAGACAGCAUGAAACGUAUUCAGCAAUUGGAAGAAGAAAAAAGAAGAGUUGAGGACGAAGUGUGGGCGUUACGUGACCAACUGAAUGAAGCGAAUGAGAAAGCGAAGUGGUUCCAAGGAGAAGUUGGCUAUUUUAAAAACCAGUUACAAGACUCCCAUGUUCACAACGGUUGGCUAGAAAAUGAACUCAAACACAGAGGCACCGAACUUGAUGCAGAAAGAUGCAACAAAACCUGCGAUGCGGCAAAAACGCAAGAAACGUUAUGGUCGGUGCAGAGCGAACUGCGGGCGGAACGUGACCGGGCAAAGUGGUACGAGGGCGAGGUGACGUAUUUUCGAAACCUCGUGGCAGAAAUGGAAAAGAAACGGAAUGAAGAGAAAAGUCAGCUCACCUACUGGAAUAAUAAACAGAACAACUGCAGCAAUUCAGAAGAAUUUUGUACAGAGUUGCGAGGAAACUUGGAACAGAAAACGAGGGAACUACAAAACGCUCUGAGUGCCAAGGAAGCCUGUGUCGAAGACUUGACCGACAAGGUGAAAUGGUACGAAGGAGAAAGCGCUCACUUUCGCAGUGAGUUGACUGCCGUAGUGAAAAGAUGUGAAAUGCUGCAAGGUAUUAAAGAGAAGUUAAGUAACACGCUACUCAUCAACAAAGAAACAUGCAUGGACCGCAACAGGUGGAACGUGGCUAUGUGGAAGCCAGAUCAAGAGUUGAACAUGGUUCGCACUCAAUUCACUAUCAGAUGUCCGAACGGCCAUCAGCUGUACCUCACAGGUAGUUUCGUCAGCUGGGAAUGUCUGAUACAGAUGAACCGUUGCCACGGAGAUAAUUGGAAGGUUUCGCUGGACGUGCCUCGAGGACAUCAUGAGUUCCGUUUCGUCGAGGUCGCAAAUAGCCAAUGGAUCACCAGUGGCGACUAUCAGUGCUGUAACAACGAGUUCGACGAACGAAACAACUGCAUGGAGGUCAAAUAG
This is a messenger RNA of Soboliphyme baturini, 1302 nucleotides long. NCBI's taxonomy places the organism in Eukaryota, Metazoa, Nematoda, Enoplea, Dioctophymatida, Soboliphymatidae. The record is from the annotation of a GenBank genome assembly.